Symbiodinium sp. CCMP2456 is the source of this 674-nucleotide messenger RNA. Lineage: Eukaryota; Dinophyceae; Suessiales; Symbiodiniaceae. The record is from the annotation of a GenBank genome assembly.
GCUGGAGAUGGCCAAGCUUUUGGUAGCUUGGGAAGCAGCCAAGUUGCAGGCUGAAGCUACUCAGCGCAAUCGGGCGGAAGCUCGACUAGGAACCCAACAGCGGCUGCUGCAGCCUUCGGAGCAUCAGGCCAUGAGAGCGGCUGUGGAAAGAGUCCUCGGGUCUUUGAGGGAUCGUGAGGUUCCUGCCAAACAAGUCAUCGCGGCUAAGCUUGAGAUGCUUGAGUCUAACAUGCCAGUCGUCGAGCUUUUGACUGAGAUUGCCUCCGUUGAAGAUGCUGAGAUUGAGUCUUUCGAGGCUAAGAUUGACCCUGUCACCAACACUUUGAAGAUCAAACAUAGUGUGGCAGCUCCUUCGACUCCAGAGGACUUGCGCUUGAGGCAUCGCCGCAUCGGCCUGGCAUGGGACAUGCUCGCGACCAAGCAUUCCAAUCGGGCCUGGCUGUCGUCUAACAUGACUGAUUGCUUGCGCAGGUUCUCAGAUUUCAUCCUGGGAUCUCAGGUAGCCGGUCUAGUAGCCGGCCAUCGUACGCCUUUUUGGACUUUGGUCCUGGCCUUCGAGCAUGAAUGCCGCAAGGCCGUGUGCAAGUGGCUGCGCGAUGGUAAAGGCAAAGGAAAGAACAAGCAGCAGGAUCCGCCGGCGGCCAUGAAGGGCAAGCUGACCAAGGCGACAGACG